GUUAGAAAAUAAAUUUUUGUUAAGCCAAAGUCAGCCAGUGCAUUUCUCCGUUUGGCUUGGUGAGAGACAAUACAGGAAAUUCCUGGCAGAAAUGUAGAAGCCCAAAAUAUCGUGAAGGAGAAAACAACAGGAACAAAAUCCAGAGAUGGCAUGCCUUUGGAACUUGGUGACCGGGAUCAAAAAGGACAUAGAACACGUUUUCCAGAAUGAAGACCUCCCAAAGCCUGGAGAUAUGAUCCAAUUCCAGAUGUUUGGAUUUCAGCAUUGGGGUAUCUACGUAGGCGAGGAGGAAGUUGUACAUUUCACCUGGCCACCUGUGGAAGGGACUAAGUUCAAGGUCCGAAAAGAAAAAAUCAAGGAUGUCCAGGGAGUUCUGAAAAUCGCCGUGUGGAACAAAUUUGAUGAGAAAUAUCCCCCCUUGGAUCCUGUUUGUGUGGUGAAAAGAGCUCGGCAUAUGGAGAACAAGGUCCUCAGAUACAACCUUGCCAAGGCAAACUGUGAACACUUCGCCACCUUGAUGAGAUACGACAAGGCACUCUCUGAUCAGGCAGGAAGAUUUAACUUUACUGUAGAUCGGGAUUUCGAGGAGGAGAUCCGAAGCUACCUAGAUGAGGUUGACUGUGGGAGUGGUGAACCUCUCCAGAGGAAGACUCCUUGAGCCUCACUCAUGGGGAUCAAAUCUUGCUUACCUCACUC
This is a messenger RNA of Pseudonaja textilis, 696 nucleotides long. RefSeq names its product phospholipase A and acyltransferase 1-like. Gene Ontology annotation, biological process: N-acylphosphatidylethanolamine metabolic process. Gene Ontology annotation, cellular component: cytoplasm. Lineage: Eukaryota; Metazoa; Chordata; Lepidosauria; Squamata; Elapidae. Gene Ontology annotation, molecular function: glycerophospholipid phospholipase A1 activity; A2-type glycerophospholipase activity. The record is from RefSeq and is a predicted model, not a curated record.